GAAUUUAGAAGUUGAAGUCAGUGGAUGUUACCUGCAGACUCUUUUUUAUUUUAGACUAUAUGUUAAAAAAAAUAACAGUUCACGUAUAGGCCAAAUACAAACAACAACCAUAUAAAUAAUAAUAAUACGACUGUUCAAAAUAAUUAUAUUGUAAGGCCAUUUGUGUUCAUCAUUAGACGAGUCUUUAAGUUUGUGCAGUGUGUGUGAUGUGUGUCCUGCUCGUGCGUGGUCUUCCAGAGAAGCGGCUGAUAUCUCUGUGCGUGGGCUGCGGGAACCAGAUCCACGACCAGUACAUCCUGCGGGUCUCCCCGGACCUGGAGUGGCACGCCGCCUGCCUCAAAUGCGCCGAGUGCAACCAGUACCUGGACGAGUCCUGCACGUGCUUCGUCCGGGACGGAAAGACUUACUGUAAACGGGACUACAUCAGGUUGUACGGCAUUAAAUGCGCCAAGUGCAACAUCGGCUUCAGCAAGAACGACUUCGUGAUGCGGGCCCGCUCCAAGGUCUACCACAUCGAGUGUUUCCGCUGCGUGGCCUGCAGCCGACAGCUCAUACCUGGGGACGAGUUCGCUCUGCGGGAGGACGGGCUCUUCUGCCGGGCCGACCACGACGUGGUGGAGCGCGCCAGCAUGGGCCCCGGUGGCGUCCCGCUCAGCCCGCUGCACCCCGCCAGGCCGCUGCAGAUGGCAGCAGAACCAAUCUCGGCCCGGCAGCCCGCGCUGCGGCCUCACGUCCACAAGCAGCCGGAGAAGACGACGCGCGUGCGGACGGUGCUGAACGAGAAGCAGCUGCACACGCUGCGGACCUGCUACAACGCCAACCCGCGGCCCGACGCGCUCAUGAAGGAGCAGCUGGUGGAGAUGACUAGCCUCAGCCCGCGCGUCAUCCGCGUGUGGUUCCAGAACAAGCGGUGUAAGGACAAGAAACGGAGCAUCCUGAUAAAGCAGCUGCAGCUGCAGCAGCCUAACGACAAGACGAACAUCCAGGGAAUGACGGGCACCCCGAUGGUGGCGGGCAGUCCGGAGCGGCACGACGGCGGCCUCCAGGCCAACCCGGUGGAGGUGCAGAGCUACCAACCGCCCUGGAAGGUCCUCAGCGACUUCGCCCUGCAGAGCGACAUCGACCAGCCGGCCUUCCAGCAACUGGUUCGUUCCGUUUUUGUUGUUGUUUUGUUUUCGAAAUGUAUUUAUUCAGUUGCAAUAUUCAAAAUGUCCAAUUCGUUUUUCAAUUGUAAUUUACAAAUAUGCGCGUGCACUCAAUCCCAUGAUGGGACACUUACAAUCUGUAUUGAGUCCGUGGACCUUUGUUAUUCAAAUCCAUAACGUCUCCGUGGACGCGCGUUUAUUAAAAGACAAAUGGUUUCUUAAUUUUCCAACACGUUUUUGUAUUUCUACUAAUGUCACUCAUCUUUAUUAAAGUCAUAGAGGAAGGCAUGUUUUGGCUAUGGAGGGGGAAAACACACACCUGUCCCAUCAGGGGAUGCUGAUGUAGAGACACGGGACCAACGAUGGGACGUAUUUAUUUUUUACUCGUGUUGCUUCAUG
Molecule: messenger RNA, 1544 nt
Organism: Anarrhichthys ocellatus (wolf-eel)
Lineage: Eukaryota; Metazoa; Chordata; Actinopteri; Perciformes; Anarhichadidae
Gene: isl1a
Product: ISL LIM homeobox 1a
Exons: 4
Coding region: 207-1322 (371 amino acids)
Biological process (GO): positive regulation of transcription by RNA polymerase II; axonogenesis; neuron fate specification
Cellular component (GO): nucleus
Molecular function (GO): DNA-binding transcription factor activity, RNA polymerase II-specific; cis-regulatory region sequence-specific DNA binding
Source: RefSeq, a predicted model, not a curated record